AAUGACAUCCCAGUUUUUUCAGACAUCGAGUACUGGAGAUAGAAUAAAAGAUGAUACAAUCAGAAAGGAACGACCCUACAAGAUCUUUUUCAAAGAUCUCUUCCUUUUCAAAGAAAAUGAGGUGGCCGCGAAGAAAAAGGAAAGACUCAUGAGCCGCAACAUGAAAAUCCACCAGAAGACGACGUUUUCAUCUCGCAUGAAGAGCCGCUCGCACCUCAGCCAGCUGACGUUCUACGCGGAAGGAGGCGGCGGCUCCUAUGAAGACCUGGGGCUAGACCCCACUCUUAUUCUCAGACUGACAGAAGGCGCGGACAGAAAGAGGACUGUGCACGAGUUUAUUAAUGACCAGAGAGACAGAUUUCUACUGGAGUAUGCAGUGUCAACCAAGAGAAACACAAUUCAAAGGUUUGAAAAGCUCAUAGCCAUGAAGGAAAAUCAACUCAGGAAAGCCGAGAAAAAGCUCCAAGCUGACGCCAUAGCCUUUGAAGAGUUCCUCCGUGAAAAUGACCAGAGAUCUGUAGACGCUCUUAAAAUGGCAGCACAGGAAACAAUAAACAAACUCCAUAUGACAACGGAGCUCAAGAAAGCAAGCAUGGAAGUCCAGGCGGUAAAGAGGGCUCUCUCAGUUGUAGAUGCAGAAGUAGAGGAGUUAGCUGAAAAGAAGAAAAACAAUGUCAGGAGACGGGAACAGAAGAAAUCUGCUUUUGGCCCAGGCGUGAAGAAAUCCUCCAUGUUCUUCAAUCGGGAUGAAAGCAUGGGCUCGGAGGACAGUCUGGAGUUCUUUCUAGAGGACGAGACGCUGGAGUUCGAUCUGAUGCCUGAGAUCUACUUCAAGGAGCCAGAAGAGUUGCUCCAGGUCCUCACCGAGCUGGAGGAACAGAAUCUCACCUUGGUCCAGUAUUCCCAGGAUGUGGAUGAGAAUCUCGAAGAUGUCAACAAGAGAGAGAGGUUUAUACAGGAUAAGAUAAACAACAACAUUGCAUUCCUGCUGGAGCACAAGAAGGUGCUCAAGACCAAUUGUGAGCUAGAAGAGGAAAAGGCAGCAGAACUGGAGCUGAGGUCCAGGCUCUUCAGUUUUGGAGAAUUCAAUUCGGAUACUCAGGAUGCUAUCUUUCCUCUCCCGAGUUACUUUAUCUACCAGCUCAAGAGACUGCAACUUCAAGUAAAAGAGCGCAGUGGCGAGGAAAGGCUGAUAGACUCGCUUAGUAAAAAGAUUAAUCAAGUCUACAGAGUCUGCAUCGGAGAUGCUGAGGUCGGCAGCCUGAACGCAGUUCAAAAGCUGGUCAAAGUCGAGUCUCGCCUGGUGGAGCUGAGUGACCUCAUCGAAUCUAUUCCCAAAGAAAAUGUAGAAGCCAUUGAAAGGAUCAAACAGAAGGAGCGACGGCAAAAGCUGCGUGAAGAGAAGAUGAGAGAAAAGCAAAGACACCAGGAGGAGCGGCUAAGAGCUGCUCUGGAAAGAGCAGUAGCACAGCCCAAGAAGAAGCUGGGAAGACGACUGGUCUACCGUUCGAAACCUCAAUCUGAUAGUAAACAGGAGUUAGUUUUAAUUGGCGAUACAAGAACAAAAACACAGGAGGAAGAGUAUUUUUUUAGUUGAACAGGAGCAUGAAGACAUUUAAUUAGCAAAUGUUUUUUAUACGAUGUUGGCGUUCAGUGAUGCAAGGCUGAAGUUUACAGGAGUAGGCAUGGCAACAGUUUUUUGCCAAGCCACUACUCAGUGCCAUCAUCCAUGAGCUAAGAAAUACUGUACUUUAGGUUGUCCCCUUUGGAGACACAUCCAAAGGACUUUAUUGAUAGAAUUAUAGGAAGCAUGAUUUAUAGCAGAAUGACCUCCCUCCCUCAAAGCAUGAGAAUUUUAGUCAUAUUUUCUAAAGCAAUAAGGAAGUUCAUUGCUACGAAUGAACAUUUUAACAAUGUGCUAUUCUGAAAACAACUGGACAGGCUUAAAAUGUACAAACCUAUAGACUAUGGCCUCAGACCACGAGACUGGUUAUCUCACAGUAAGCUCUGACAACUUUAAGUGAACAAACCACACACCUUUAGCUUGAAUGUCGGUUUGUGAUAUGCUCUAUCUCCGUAAUUAUUUCAGUUUUCAUGUUUUGACAAUAUGUACAUUAGUCUAUAUUGAUAUGUAAUUUAUUAAUACAAUAAAUAUAAAUACUAAGGAAAUGUUUAAGCAUGUUAAAGUGGUUUGAAAACCUUAAAGACACAGCUAAGUCUCAGUACAAUUACCAUGGCUGAAACUCACCUUCAGAAAAGUUCUAAAGCACAAACUUAUUUAUCCU
This is a messenger RNA of Alexandromys fortis (reed vole), 2285 nucleotides long. RefSeq names its product coiled-coil domain containing 38 (gene Ccdc38). The record is from RefSeq and is a predicted model, not a curated record. Gene Ontology annotation, cellular component: centrosome. The coding region runs from base 2 to 1597 and encodes 531 amino acids. The transcript has 15 exons. Lineage: Eukaryota; Metazoa; Chordata; Mammalia; Rodentia; Cricetidae.